AUGACCAAGCCUCUCAUCGCGCUCGGCCUAGAAGGCAGCGCCAAUAAACUCGGCGUUGGCAUAAUCCGCCACCCUCCGCAUCCCAUCUCAUCUUUCAAACCUCGACCCCCAGCUGAAAUCCUCUCUAACAUCCGCCACACCUACAACGCACCACCAGGCGAGGGCUUCCUCCCAAAAGACACAGCACAGCACCACCGCCAACACGUCGCAAGCCUCGUCCAGCAAUCCCUCGCCGAAGCCAACCUGACCUCAUCAGACAUCGAUGUAAUCUGCUACACCAAAGGCCCCGGCAUGGGCGCACCACUCCAGUCCGUCGCAAUAGCAGCACGCACCCUAUCUCUAAUGUGGAACAAGCCUAUGGUCGGCGUAAACCACUGCAUCGGCCACAUCGAGAUGGGCCGCGAAAUCACAGGCGCCACAAACCCCGUCGUCCUCUACGUAAGCGGCGGAAACACCCAAGUAAUCGCAUACAGCAACCAGCGUUACCGCAUCUUCGGCGAAACACUCGACAUCGCGGUCGGAAAUUGUCUGGACCGCUUCGCGCGCACACUAUGCAUACCCAACGACCCCGCCCCAGGCUACAACAUUGAACAAUUGGCGAAGAAAGGCAACAUCCUCCUUGACCUGCCCUACGCAGUAAAAGGCAUGGACUGCUCCUUCUCCGGUAUCCUAGCAAAAUGUGACGAGUACGCCGCACAGAUGGCCAAAGGCACACUGACAGAUCCAAACACCGGCGAAAAAAUAACGCCUGAAGAUCUAUGUUUUACGCUGCAAGAAACAGUCUUCAGCAUGCUCGUCGAGAUCACGGAGCGGGCCAUGGCUCAUGUCGGCUCGAACCAGGUGCUUAUCGUUGGCGGGGUGGGGUGUAACGAGCGGGUGCAGGAGAUGAUGGGGAGUAUGGCGGAAUGUAUGUGCGACCAUAAAGACGUGUCAACACAAUCAGUGUUUGUUGCAAGAGUUGAGAUUGCGAGCUUAUUCAGAUGGGCUGCCAUCUGGCUCGUUAUCGCAAGAUCACAGGGUAACCUCCUAUAA
Molecule: messenger RNA, 1032 nt
Organism: Lithohypha guttulata
Lineage: Eukaryota; Fungi; Ascomycota; Eurotiomycetes; Chaetothyriales; Trichomeriaceae
Gene: KAE1
Product: putative tRNA threonylcarbamoyladenosine biosynthesis protein kae1
Exons: 2
Coding region: 1-1032 (343 amino acids)
Cellular component (GO): cytoplasm; EKC/KEOPS complex
Source: RefSeq, a predicted model, not a curated record